UUUUUACUGGGUCCAAUUUGAAGGAAGGCCUGGAAAGGUUCCCAUUGCUGGUUUUGUCUCUUGUUGACAAUUAUCUUUUAACCAAUCAGCAACCAAUAAAUUCUCAGAAAGGCGUUUCCUUAACUGUGUUUGUGGAAUUGAAAGCCCCCUUUGAGACGCUGGGAGUUUGAAGAGCGGCGGGUUGCUGUGUCCUCAUUCUUCCCCAGACUCAGACAGAAGUAAAGUUGUUGAAAAUAUUAAAAAUCCGCCACGGGUUGAGGAUUUUUCCAUCCUGCAGCUCUGCGUGCUGUCCGGAGGAACUUUGCAGCAACACGAGGGACUUCGCAAUCAAAUAAAUAAAGAACACGAGGAGCUGCAAUCUGGAAGUGUUUCUCUUUCAUAACCCGCGCCUUGCUUGUUGGACUUUUGCAACUUGUUAACCAGAAAUGGUUGGCAAAUUAAACUUGCCAAAUGUAUGCGAAGGAGAGCCUCUGGAUAUGAGCUGCAGCAGGGCUGAUAGAGGACUUGAUAGCCCGGACUCGGGGUUACCACCGAGCCCGAGCCCCAGUGCCUGGUUGCAGCCUGUGAGUACUGAGAAAGCCGGUGGUGUGAGCCCCGUGUCUGAGGACGAUGGAAAAGGUUCCCUGAUUCCAGUUUCACCAGCUGCAUCUUUCCCACAGCUACAGCCACUGUCCUUUGGAGAAGGAAUAGCACUUGAUCCGUUACCCUCAAAGGAGUUGAGAUACAUCUCAUCUGUGCACUAUGACUCUGACCGUCACUUCAUCCAGGAUGUGGACCUGCAUCCAUCAGGCCAAGGCCUUAGACAUUGCAGGCAGACCAUUGUAGCAGUGGCCCAUAGCACCUGGCGCCACUACAAGACGCAGCUGGAGUUUGAGCCACGUCUGCGUCCCCAACGCUUCAAGAGUACCACCAUCAUCUACCCCAAAAAAACCAGCGCAGCCUUCACCACAGAGCUGAACUACAACUCCCACAGGCUAUCCAGACGUUUCCUAUCCAGUGUGGAGCUCGAGGCCGCGAGCAGCAGGAGGCUGCCUCAGUGAGACUGGAGGGGAAGAGGUGGGGCAGAUGGCAGGGGUCAUUUCCAAAACCCUUGUAUUGAUACUCUUGGAAGGUUGCACUGAAGCUAGUUGGGACUCUUUGGUGGUUCCUCAACAGGGUUAAAAAGGUCAUUUUGUGUCAUGACUCAUCAGCACAUCUGUAGACCCAGUGGACUCAUCUUUUUCUGCCUCUACAUUCUUUCCCCUUCGCUGGAGAGGUGGCCUCCUCAAACUGAGGCUCAUCACAAGAUGAAAGGAUGGUGACCGCCACUUCAGCCUCAUCAAAACGCAUCACGGCAACAUCAACUUGAUCUGAUUUUUGUUGUUUUCUUUGAUGAGGGACUGCCAUGAAGCCACAAUUUUUUGUUGUUCUUUUCUAUCUUUUCUAAAACUCACCCCCUUGAUGGGAGAAGGGUGGAAGGAGCAAAUUUAGUCCAGAAGGAUGAUGUUUGCCUUUGUGCUUGAUGUGAAUGCUUAAAAGGCUAAGCCUUGUUUUUGCACUGACCUGCUGUGUUGUCUUUUUGUAGUUGUGUAGCUUCUGAUUUUAAGUAUCCGUCCCAAGGUGUGUACAGGAAGCAUCUGUGCUGUGAUUUGUACAGAUGGUAGACAAGGAUUUAUUACAGAUUCUUGAUCUAUGUUGUGUUUAUGUAUUUAUGGCCUAGUUGGAGUAUUUUUGUUGAUGGUUGUUUUACCAGAUCCCUCAGCUACAGCUGUUAAAGCAGGAUAUCUUUUUUUUUUUUUUUCUUUAUCAGCUGAUGUCACACAAAAUUAGAACAAUUUCUUACAUACUUUUUUAUUUCUCUUUUGGUUUUAGUCUGAAUUAUUUUUCUUUUAUUUUUUUAUUUUUUUUAAUAGGUUACCUUGGUUUGGAAUGACUUGAAAUCAUUUAUCCACAUGAUGCUAUCUUUUGAAGGUGUUUCCACUUUCUUUUUUUUAGUUUUAAACCACGGGGUAUGUGUGCACAACAUAGUGUAAGCCUUUACAAGCCUUAUUUUUAUUGUUUACACCUCCAUUUUAGUGUAUGUGACAAGUGAUUGGUAACUUUGCUGUUCGUUUUCAGUUUGUAAAGCUUAAACUGAUUUUUAGUAGGUAGGUAAAUGAUGGCUCCUGACUGUAUAAUUUACUGAAAUGUGGAUCACUUCUUUGCUUUCUGCCUCUCUCUGCUGGACUGUACCUUUGGUAUGACUUGGAUUAAAACUGCAUUUAUACUGUUUUGAAGCUCAAAGAUCUGAGAUUUUAGCAGCUCAUUAACAAAAGUAUCUUCACAGCAGUGGCAAAGGAUAUUUUUAUGAUGCCUGAUUUAUCUGUUAAUGUCCUUUUUGUUUUGGAUGUAAAUCAGUUGGAAAUAAAAGGAUCACUUUU
Molecule: messenger RNA, 2399 nt
Organism: Melanotaenia boesemani (Boeseman's rainbowfish)
Lineage: Eukaryota; Metazoa; Chordata; Actinopteri; Atheriniformes; Melanotaeniidae
Gene: rflnb
Product: refilin B
Exons: 3
Coding region: 426-1040 (204 amino acids)
Biological process (GO): negative regulation of chondrocyte development; actin filament bundle organization; skeletal system morphogenesis
Cellular component (GO): actin filament bundle
Molecular function (GO): filamin binding
Source: RefSeq, a predicted model, not a curated record